AUGGCGGAGCUUGUCGAUAUCCCAGAGCCACCUGGUUGGCCUUUCGUUGGCAAUAUUACUGCCCUGAACCCCGACUUCCCUCUGGGUUCCAUGACAGCGCUUGCUGACCAGUACGGUGAAAUUUAUCGCUUGCGUUUUCCUGGACGUAGUAUCGUUCUAGUUUCUACACAUGCGUUGGUCAACGAAACUUGUGAUGAGAAGCGCUUCAAAAAGAGCGUCAAUGCAGCUUUGAAGGAGGUUCGCCAUGGUAUCCAUGAUGGACUCUUCACUGCUACUGGCCCGGAAGAGGAGAACUGGGGAAUCGCCCAUCGCAUCCUGAUGCCCGCGUUUGGCCCAUUGUCCAUCCGCAAAAUGUACGAUGAGAUGCACGAUAUUGCAUCGCAGCUGGCCCUUAAGUGGGCGCGCUACGGCUCUGAUACCCCUAUCAUGGUUACGGAUGACUUCACACGAUUGACGUUGGAUACUCUGGCUCUUUGCUCCAUGGGCUACCGUUUCAACAGCUACUACUCGCCCAUCAUGCACCCUUUCAUCGAGGCCAUGGGCGACUUUCUUCUGGAGGCCGGUCAACGAGGUCGUCGCUUGCCGCUGCCGGCCUUUAUGUACCAGGCUGUAGACAAGAAGUUUGAAGAUGAUAUCAAAGUCCUAAGAGACACAGCCAGAGGUGUUCUUGACGCCCGAAGAGCGGGGAAUGACGACCGUUAUGACUUGUUGUCGGCCAUGUUGAAGGGUCGGGAUAGCAAGACCGGCAAGAAGAUGACGGAUGAGAGCAUCAUGGACAACCUCAUCACCUUCUUGAUUGCUGGCCAUGAAACCACGUCCGGUCUGUUAUCCUUUGCCUUCGAGCAGCUAUUCCGCCACCCUGAAGCAUACCAAAAGGCCCAGAGGGAAGUGGACGAAGUUGUUGGAAAGGGACCCAUCACUGUCGACCACCUGUCCAAGCUGCCCUACAUCAACGGAGUGCUCCGCGAGGUGCUCCGAGUAAAUGCCCCAAUUCCCGCGUUCACUGUCCUACCUUUUGAGGAUGAGAUUAUCGGUGGCAAAUAUAAAAUUGAGAAGGGUGAGACCGUUGUCAACCUACUCGCCAAAUCGCAACUUGACCCCGUGGUCUUUGGAGACGAUGCGACCGAGUUCAAACCGGAGCGUAUGAUGGAUGAGCCCUUUGACAAGCUCAUGAAGGAGUUCCCCAACUCCUGGAAGCCAUUUGGUAAUGGAAUGAGAGGAUGUAUCGGUCGGCCAUUCGCCUGGCAAGAGGCUCUUCUAGUCAUGGCCAUGCUCCUGCAAAAUUUCAACUUUGUCAUGGAACCUGGCUUCACUGGUGCCAUCAAGCAGACGUUGACCAUCAAGCCCAAAGACAUGUAUAUGCGGGCCAUCCUCCGUGACGGUCUGACGCCCACUACGCUCGAGAAGAGACUGGCUGGGCGGGAUGGUGCUGAGAAGGCCGAGUCCAAGGCGGCGUCUAAUGGUGCCGAUGACUACAAGAAUGCUGCUGGCGUGCCGCUGACUAUCCUCUAUGGCUCCAACAGCGGAACCUGCGAGGCUUUGGCUCAGCGAAUCGCAACCGAUGCACCAGCCCACGGUUUCCGUGCUGCCAAGGUUGAUUGCUUGGACAGUGCCAAGGGCCAGCUGCCUAAGACUCAGCCUCUUGUCAUUGUCACUGCUUCAUACGAGGGACAGCCCCCUGACAAUGCCGGCCACUUCGUUGCCUGGAUUCAAGACUCGGCGGAGAACUCCCUUCAAGAUGUUUCUUAUACAGUCUUCGGCUGUGGCCACAAGGAUUGGGCGGCCACGUACCACAAAAUUCCCAAGUUUGUCGACAGCCAGCUUGAGAAGCUGGGUGCCAGCAGGAUUGCUGAAAUCGGCCUGGCGGACGCCUCUGGCGGUAAUCUCUUUACCGAGUUCGAAACCUGGGAGGACAACGUCUUGUGGCCAUCUCUGUCCAGGAAGUUUGACGUCUCAAGCGCAGAUGCAGAGGAGCUGAAGAAGACACAGACGGGAGUCAAGGUGUCCCUCUCUACCCCUCGAUCCUCGACGCUCCGUCAAGAAGUCAAGGAAGCCGUUGUUGUUGAAACGCAUACUCUCACUACCAAGUAUGAAUCAAAGGCAGUCAAGAAGCAUAUUGAAAUAAAGCUCCCAGAAGACAUGACCUAUGCGGCCGGUGACUAUCUGGCCGUCCUUCCAAUGAAUCCUAGGGAAAGCGUCCACCGUGCCCUCCGACGAUUCAAGCUGCCGCGCGAUGCUCACUUGGAGAUUAACGUCGCUGGUGGAGCUUCGACUUUGCCAAGCAGCAAUUCCAUCUCGGCCAACGACAUUCUAGGGUCGUAUGUCGAGCUGUCGCAGCCUGCGACUAAGAGGAGCAUCAACUCUCUAGUAGAGUACACUACUGAGGAGAGCACCAAGGCUGAGCUUAAGAAGCUCGCAAAUGAAUCUUUCGAAGCAGAAGUCACGGCAAAGCGUCUAUCCGUUCUGGACAUACUGGAGCGUUUCCCUGAUAUCGACCUUCCCAUCGGCAUCUUCCUUUCUCUGAUGCCCCCUAUGCGCGUUAGGCAAUACUCCAUCUCCUCCUCUCCAAUCUGGAACCCUCAUCACGUCACGGUGACAUUUUCCGUCCUCAAUGAGCCCGCACUAUCCGGCCAGGGCUCUCACAUCGGUGUCGCCACAUCGUACCUCGACUCGCUCUACGCAAACGACAUCAUCCAUGUUGCUGUGCGGCCAUCCCACGCCGCCUUUAGCAUGCCCACCAAGCCCGAAUCCACGCCCGCCAUCUACAUUGCUGCCGGCAGCGGCCUCGCCCCCUUCCGCGGCUUCAUCCAGGAGCGCGCGACGAUGCUGUCGCACAACAGCACCCGCAAGCUGGCGCCGGCGGUGCUCUUCUUCGGCUGCCGCUCGCCGGACCAGGACGACCUGUACCGCGAGGAGCUGGACGAGUGGGAGAAGCUUGGGGCCGUCAAGGUCUACCGGGCGUAUAGCCGGGCUGCGGAGAAGAGCAAUGGUCUGAAGCAUGUUGAUGACGCCAUGUGGGAGUACCGUGAUGAGCUUCUACAGCUGUGGAAGCAGGAUGCCAAGAUUUACGUGUGCGGAUCUCGAGGCGUCGCGCAGUCCGUGCAGUCCGCGGUCAUAAAGAUUAGGGCGGAGUGGGAGAAGAACAAUGAGGUCGAUGUUGGUACGGAGGAUUGGUUUGAGAGUUUGAGGAACACGAGGUAUGUGACCGAUGUAUUCGACUAA
Molecule: messenger RNA, 3222 nt
Organism: Clonostachys rhizophaga
Lineage: Eukaryota; Fungi; Ascomycota; Sordariomycetes; Hypocreales; Bionectriaceae
Source: the annotation of a GenBank genome assembly